GGAUGAACAAAAAGCCCCAAGACAAGGACACUACUUAUGAGCAAGGAAGGUAACACAGCAACGAGCAGACAGAUGGACAGAUUGGAUACCGUGAAAAGCAAUCGCAGGAAGCAGACUGUUGGGGGAUGUGCGCAUGUUCGAUAGCAUCGUGUUUGCUGAACCUAUGGCGUGCCAAAACUAUUUUCUGUGGGUAUAAUCCUCGCACCAUAAAUGGCCUGACCAAGGAAGUGAGCCAUUUGCAGACAAUUACUCAAUAUGAACAAAAGAAAAUGAAUACCAAAGAAUAGCAGUGGAUUCAAAAACGAUCGGAAAAGCAUUUUGCUUGGCCAUUGUCUCAUAUCCCGUCAUUGGAUUCUUACAACAUGCUUCAGUGGAGAAGACGACACUGCUGCUUUGCAAAGAUGACCUGGAAUACCAAGAGGUCUCUGUUCCGCACCCAUCUCAUUGGCCUGAUCUCUCUCGUAUUUCUUUUUGCUAUGUUUCUGUUCUUUAAUCAUCACGACUGGCUGCCAGGCAGGGCUGGAUUCAAAGAAAAUCCCAUGGCUUACACUAUACGAGGAUUUAGAUCUACAAAAAGCGAGACGAACCACAGCUCUCUAAGGAAUGUGUGGAAAGACGCCGUACCUCAGACGCUCAGGCCUCAAACAGUCACCAACUCCAACAACACGGAUCUGUCACCGCAAGGAGUAACUGGUUUGGAAAAUACCCUCAGUGCCAAUGGAAGUAUUUACAACGAGAAAGGUACUGGGCAUCCAACUUUGUAUCAUUUCAAAUACGUCAUCAACGAGCCUGAGAAGUGCCAGGAGAAGGCCCCUUUUCUAAUACUGCUCAUAGCUGCAGAGCCAGGCCAGGUGGAAGCCAGGCAAGCUAUUCGACAAACUUGGGGGAAUGAAAGCUUGACACCUGGCAUCCAAAUUGUUCGAAUUUUUUUGCUGGGGUUAAGCAUCAAGAUAAAUGGACACCUCCAGCGCACCAUACUACAGGAAAGCAGACAGUACCAUGACAUCAUUCAACAAGAAUAUUUAGACACCUACUAUAAUUUGACCAUUAAAACUCUGAUGGGAAUGAACUGGGUUGCAUCUUACUGUCCACAUGUUCCAUAUGUUAUGAAAACUGACAGUGAUAUGUUUGUCAAUACUGAAUAUUUAAUACACAAGCUUCUGAAACCAGAACUUCCUCCAAGGCACAAAUAUUUUACAGGUUAUUUAAUGAGAGGUUAUGCACCGAAUAGGAACAAGGAUAGCAAGUGGUAUAUGCCACCUGAUUUGUAUCCGAGUGAACGUUAUCCUGUAUUCUGCUCUGGAACUGGUUAUGUUUUUUCUGGAGACUUAGCAGAAAAAAUCUUCAAAGUCUCCUUAAGCAUCAGACGUUUACAUUUAGAGGAUGUAUAUGUGGGGAUCUGUCUUGCCAAGCUGCGAAUUGACCCUAUGCCUCCACCCAAUGAGUUUGUCUUCAAUCACUGGCGAGUUUCUUACUCCAGCUGUAAAUAUAGCCACCUAAUUACCUCCCAUCAGUUCCAACCUAGUGAACUGAUCAAAUACUGGAACCACUUACAACAAAAUAAGCACAAUGCCUGUGCCAAUGCAGCGAAAGAAAAAGCAGGCAGGUAUCGCCAUCGUAAACUGCACUAGAAGGACAACACUCCCUCCGUCCCAUGUACUCCAUGUGCAAUUUGUAAAUACUGCUGAAAGCAUGUACAGUGAAAAUGGAUGAGCUUAAUGGGACAGCCUUUAGUUGAUCCCCAUCACAUAGUGGAGUCUGAAAAUUA
This is a messenger RNA of Balearica regulorum gibbericeps (East African grey crowned-crane), 1768 nucleotides long. The record is from RefSeq and is a predicted model, not a curated record. Lineage: Eukaryota; Metazoa; Chordata; Aves; Gruiformes; Gruidae.